GCCACCAGCUACUAGCUAGCGGUCCGGUCUCCUCUCCGUGAGCUGAAGUGCAGCGCUAGUGAACAAAUCAUUCUAUCUUGUUGCCGAGAAAACAAUCGGAAGAGAGAUCGAUCAUGGCAGGUCGAUUGAGCACCGUCGCAUCGAGGAUCAUGGGCGGGAACGGCGUCGUUUCCCGCUCCGUCGCCUCCUCUCUCCGCCUCAGAUCCGGCAUGGGCCUCCCCGUCGGCAAGCACAUCGUCCCCGACAAGCCUGUGCCGGUGAAUGAUGAGCUGGUCUGGGACAACGGCACUCCAUUCCCGGAACCCUGUAUUGACAGGAUUGCCGAUACCGUCGGCAAGUAUGAAGCAUUGGCUUGGCUCUGUAGCGGUUUGGGCUUUUUCGCAUCGUUGGGGCUUUUGGCCGUGUGGAACGAUAAGGCCUCGAAGAUACCAUUUACACCUAAAGCAUACCCAUAUGACAACUUGCGGGUUGAGCUUGGCGGGGAGCCAUAGGUAGAUUUUGAUGCCAUUGAUCUCAACCCUCUGUCACUUCAUGUGAGAGCUGUCCUGUUCACCUCUUUUCUUUGAAAUUGGAACUGUCAAAACUGAUGACAAUGUUCAAAUGUUGCAUAGUCGAGACCUUGCAAAAUAAUUCUGUAAUAAAGUUGCACUAGAUUUUGUUCACCGAUUGUGCUUAUUUACUGUAUCUGCUGGGAAAUGCAGGGACAUGCAUUGAACAUUUAUCUAUGCUUGUGUUGUUUGUUUAUA
Messenger RNA from Punica granatum (pomegranate), 746 nucleotides. Lineage: Eukaryota; Viridiplantae; Streptophyta; Magnoliopsida; Myrtales; Lythraceae. The record is from RefSeq and is a predicted model, not a curated record.